Messenger RNA from Gymnodraco acuticeps, 8514 nucleotides. RefSeq names its product polycystic kidney disease 1 like 1-like. Gene Ontology annotation, molecular function: calcium channel activity; protein binding. Lineage: Eukaryota; Metazoa; Chordata; Actinopteri; Perciformes; Bathydraconidae. Bases 1 to 8244 code for a protein of 2747 amino acids. Gene Ontology annotation, cellular component: membrane. Gene Ontology annotation, biological process: detection of mechanical stimulus. The transcript has 54 exons. The record is from RefSeq and is a predicted model, not a curated record.
AUGUGGGACAAAGGGGAGAGCCAGAAGAGUGGCAGCUCGUGGAGGUUCUGCAGUCUGACAGCGCCCUCUGCUGGCUGUAAAGAGAGUGGGAAAACUCUCUUAAAGGGGAGGUCUGGAACCCGGAAGAGAUGUUUUAAGUCUGUGCGUCCCGCUGCUCUCCUCCUGAGCUCCUGCUCCUCCUGCGGCCUUCUGUCCGGAUCAGACAUGUUCUUAGCUUUUGUUUUAUCGCUCCUUUCACUGGACUUCCCUCGCUGGUCCGCUGCAGCUCAGGCACCAAAUCCCGGGAGUUCAGCCUUGUUCAUGGGGUGCUUCACCCCCAGCAGCAGCAGCAGCCUGUUUGCACCCAGUGGUGGCCGUGACCUUAACCCGGUAACCUGCUCUGUGCGCUGCCUGGAUGAAGGGUACCAGGUUGCAGCGUUGACCUCAGAGGCUUGUUACUGUGGCAACGAGCAACAUGGACUGUUGUUCAGCGAGUGUUUCAACACCUCUGCAGAUGAAGGGACAAAGGAAGUCAGAGGAGGAAGAGGAAGUCUCCUCUCUCUCCCUGUUGGAGGAGACGGACAUGUUGCUCUCUACAGGACUGAGGGACCGUUCCAGCACCGUGUCCGUCGCUCGACACCUGCAGACAGAGUGCAUGCUGGGAAGAGUUUUGUUGUGGAAGUUUCUGGAAACCUGGCUGGACCCCCCACCCAGCCCACAGUGCAGAUCCAUGCAGCACAGAGAGUGUAUCCCACACACACAGACGUGACCCUCCUGGCUGUUUCUGAAGCAGCGGAUCCUGCACAGCUGCUCUGGAUCUUUGGAGACUCGACGUCAGAGAGGACCGCCUCCAGGAACGUCACCAAGAGAUACCGCACACCUGGCAGGUAUGAUGUGUUUGUGGUCCUGUGGAGUGGCCGUUCCUCCGUCUCCUCGGAUGUUUUCCCUCUGGAGGUGCAGAGCGCGGUGCGGCUCAACCGGCUGCUCCACCCGUCCUCCGUCCUGCAGAACCAGGCGCUGAGGCUCAGCUGCCGGGUCACUGCGGGGACAGACGUCUCCUUCCUCUGGAGCUUUGGAGACGGAUCCUCCCGGCCGGGACUCAGCACCGAGCAGCACGUCUUCCACAGGACAGGAGAGUUCAGGGUGGAGGUGACAGUGUUUAAUCUGGUCAGCUCUGCCUCUCUCAGCGCUCACAUCUUUGUUGUGGACCGGCCCUGUCAGCCUCCUCCACUGAAAAACAUGGGACCUCUAAAACUACAGGUGCGGAGACAUGAGGUCAUCCGUCUGGGAGUGACCUAUGAGACGGAGAUAGACUGUGACAUUUCCAGAGGCCUUCACUACACCUGGAGCUUGUUGGACUCUGCAGGACGGGUUUUCUCUCUGCCUCUCGUAGACACGCAAAGACAGAAACUCAAACUGCCCAGCCUCCUGCUGAACUACGACACUUACACUGCUAUAGCCAGGGUCCAGGUGGUUGGCAGUGUGGUGUACAGUAACUACAGCGUGAAGGUGCAGGUGAUGCCGAGCCCUCCUGUGGCCUUCAUCCAGGGCGGCACCAACAUCUUCAUCAACAACAGGAACAACACCGUGGUGAUGCUGGAUGGCACGAAAUCUCACGACCCAGACUUCCCCAUGAACCCCGUCAGCUUCAGUUGGACAUGUAAACCAGUCAGCUCCCUCCCCAGCUCCUGUUUCCAUGACGAUGUUCCCACUUCCUCCUCAGUGCUCGUAUUUCCUUCUGGUUUCCUAAAACACAACUUUGACCAGUUCCAGUUCACGCUCACCGUGCACAGCGGCGAGCGCUCGGCUUCAUCAGAGGUCUUCCUCACGUUCACACCAAAUGUCAUCGGGACAGUGCCAGUUUCCUGCCCUCAGUGCCAUGAAGAGAAGCUGAACUGGGAUCAGCCUUUCUCCGUCAGCGCUGUGUGUGAAGGCUGUGAUACUUCCACAAAAAACAUCCAGUACACCUGGAGCCUGUUCUUAGUCAAUGCAUCAUCCAAACCGGCCAUAGAAGUCCCGUUUUGCUUCACGGUGGAUCUCAGUGCUCCGUCAAACAUCCUGGAGGGUCCUUCUUCCCCGAGGACCUCAACCCAGCCCACACACGCUGUCAAUACCUCCACUACUGCCUCUCUGAGGGAGAAUGUCUCUAUAUUUAUAGACAACAAGCUGAAUCUAAAUGGGACAACUAGCGGAGAAGAGUUAUCUGACGACAACAGAAAGAAGUCAGAGCCCUCGCCCAUCUCCUCUCUCAACAUGAGAACAUCAGGAUCAGGAGAGGAGCCUUUUUAUCACCCUCUGGGGGAGUUUGACCCUCCAAAGCCUUUGUACUCCUCCACUGAAUACCCGCCUCUUGACAACAGUGGCGUCCUUUAUUCAGACCACUUUACCCAGAGCGGUGUUAUCACUGAACUCCCAGUGGAUCCGGACUCUUCUGCUGACUGGGAGUUUCCUUUUCCUCUCCUGGAGAGUGAGGAUGUGGGAGAUCGACCAGAUCCAGAUUACGAUGUUCCUGUGAUGGAGGCAGAGGAAGGAGACCCGGGGAUUUCAGCAGGAAGACCUUCAGGUGUGGACGGAGAGAGCUUCGGUCCAGGAGAUGAUUCAGAGUUUGAUCUCGCGUCACAUGAAGAGGAAGGGAGUAAUCUGGUAGACUCCGGUCCCUCUGUAGUGAAACAGGAGCCAAUCCUGCUCGAUUUACCUCGACAUCCCGUAGACCGAGGCCUUUUUGAGUCCUACACCUACACAGGAGUUUCCGCCCCUUUGCUCAGCUUGAGACCCUUCAGCCUGGCCCCUGGGAGCAGAUACAUGUUGGAGGUCACUGCUAAAUCUCCUAGUAGUGCACUUGGCCGGACUCAGCUGUUCUUCAAAACCAACCCUGCUCCAAAAGGCGUGGCGUGCCAGGUUCAGCCAAUCAGAGGAGUGGAGCUCUACACACACUUCAGCAUCUUCUGCACCUCGGGGAAACAGGAUUUAUUGUAUGAGUACAGCAUCAGUGUAGGAGAUGGGCCUCGGAGGACGCUCUAUGCAGGCAGAGACUUCCAGUACUACUUCAGCCUGCCCUCUGGUGACCCCGCUGAUCAAUACAAAGUAACUAUUUUCACAGAGAUCAGAAGCAGCUCAUAUGGGACGGCCACUAAACCCUGUCCUGUCACCGUGGAAGUCCAACCCAGCUUCUUCAGAGACGCCUCCUCUUCCUCCUCUUCUUCCUCCUCUUCUUCCUCUCACCCUGACCCUGACCUGGAGCUUUCAGGGUCUGGUCUGAGGAACCUGUCGGCUCUGGUGCAUCUUGGCAACAGUUUGGAGGUUCGUAACUACGUCAGCCUCCUGUCGGGCAUCCUGAACCGACUCAGCCUGCACACCGAGGCCAACACACACACGCAGAGACACACACGCAACACACUCAUCCACACAGUGUGUGAGCUGGAGAGCAAUGGACAGGCAUCAAUGGAGGACAACAUCUGCAUUCUCAAAAACCUUUUAGAGGUCACACGUCAGGUGACAAUAGCGAGUGCUAGACGAGUGGCGGCUCACGUUCAGGACGUCUCGCAGCAGUUUUCAGAGUCCGGUGGUCCAGCCUCGUACCGUCUGGAGCAGAAAACCCUCCACAGCCUGCUGUCUCUGCUCUCAUUCAGCCUGCAAACCUCCACUAGUGCUGACAUUACACAGAUGUUAGAUCCAGACCCACGUGAUGAAGCAUCCAGAGGUGGAGGAGGAUCCAUGUCAACAAAGCAGGUGGAGCAUCUGGUAACUGAUAUUCUGCAGGCUGCUUCAGACUUGAUGCUGAAGUUCAUCUUGAUGCACAAAGUCCAGGAGCACAGAGUCAGCACCGGUCUCAUAGCCUUAUACUCAUCCUACCAGAACCAAAGCUCCACAGUGAUCAGCAGUGGGUCGUCCUCCUUCUCCCUGCCCCCCUCCCUGAUCCAGCUUGUUCACGGCAGCAGACCCCGGUGUGUCCUCAGCACUUUAACAGAGCUCCGCCACAGCCCUUUCACCUGGGACCCAUAUCACAGGAGGCUGAGUGGACCUGUGGUGGAGCUGAGUCUGAACCAGUGCAGCUCGAGGAGGAAGAUCCCAGUGCGCUCCCUCAUCGAGCCAAUCAUCAUCCAGCUGAAACAACCAUCAAACAACGAGAGCUCUGAGUGCGAGUACGUCCUCCUGCGCAGCCGGGUCAACCACCACAGCUUCAACCUUACCCAGAAGCACUUGCAGCAGGCCAUCCAGCUGAGUGUGGUGUUCACGCCGCCCAGCAAGCCGUUUCCCAUCAUGCUUCUCUUCAGGAUGUUUGAGAGGCCGACUCCCAGCAUGCACCAUCUGCAGGGGAUUCACACCUGGAAGAGCAACGUCACGCGCUUCACUCUGCCCUCAUCUUACCUCAGUGCUGCAGGUGUUGGUCACGUGGCCCUGCUGGACGCUGAUUUUGGGAAAAGGCCUGGUGCCCCCCCCUUGAGUGAGCAGGUGACCUACAGCCUAUCGGUGGACAGCAGCCUGUGUUUGUCCUGGGAAGGCCAGCAGGGGGCGUGGUCACCCCGCGGCUGCAGGACUCAGCAAACAGACGCCUCUCCUGACGUCACCUGCAGUUGUCACCAGCUGAGGCCGCUGACUGUGGAGCGGCAGCAGAUCCACAGCAGCCAUGAAACAACACACCUGGACCCCUUCCUCAGUGUGCGCAGAGACCUGACGGUGCUGCUGGUGCUGCUGCUGUGUUUGAGCCUCUCCGUCCCGGCGCUGCUGCUGAGUUUCAGAGCUGAUGUCGCCUCAGAGACUCACCGGAGAGUCCACUACCUCUCCGACAACUCCCCGUGUGACCCGUACCUCUAUGCUGUUACCAUCCACACCGCUCUCUGCUCUGCAGCACGUAUGAGUGCAAAGGUGUACAUGGUGCUCAAAGGGGAAGAUGGUUUCUCACAAACAAGAGAACUACAUGUCCCAGGAUGCACUCUGUUCAGGAGGAACUCUCAAGACACCUUUAUCAUCAGUGCAGCCGACAGCCUGGGCCCUGUGUGGGGGGUGCACAUCUGGCACGACAACUCUGGACCCUCCCCGAGCUGGAACAUCAAACACCUGGACGUGUCCGAGGUGAGCAGAGGGCAGCUGAAGGGACGUGCGUGGCUCUUUGUGGCUCAGUGCUGGUUGGCUGUGAACCAAAGUGACGGGCGGGUGGAGAGGAUUCUGGUAAAAUGCACUCGUGGAAUAGGCUUUUAUAAGACGCUGAGUCUCAAGCUAUCAGACUAUUUGGCCGAUUACCACAUCUGGAUAUCUUUGUACAGCUGCCCCUGCCCCAACGCGUUCACACACACUCAGAGACUGUGUGUGAGCCUGCUGCUUCUGCUGGGAUAUGCAUGUGUCAGCACACUGAUCAUAUCACACAUGGAUGAUCAGUUGCCCUUCCAGUUUGGCUGUGUAGAAGCAACAGCUGUUUCUGUGCGGACAGGACUUCUGAGUGUGUGUGUGAUGUUGCCAGCAGCAGCAGUUAUAUCAUUCCUGUUCAGACAGAAAGAGGUUGAGAGAGUUCAACACGCCAAGAGCAGAACAACUGGAAAAUACUUUUUUCAAGAUGAUUUUUCAGUGAGCGGCAGUAUAUCGGAGCCCCAUCUCUCCUGGAGCGUUCUGCAGCUGUGGGCGCAGGACACCUGGAGGAAGAAAUACCAGGGCACAGAUCUGCCUUCAGUGUCCCCUACGAUUCAGGAAAAUAAAAACACGGAUAAAGAACCUGAAAUCACAAAACUUUGCAGUUUGUUGCUCAUUAACGAGGGGGACAAUGCCAAUCACACACCUCCGGGAAAAGAGUUUGGGACGGGGGAUGGAGGACAGGAACCGAGAAGUGUUGAUGGGGGUUCAUCGGACGGCAGCUUGGAGGAGGACGUCCCUCUGAAGGGAGGAGGAUUCAGAUCUCACUGGGGCCUCUACCUGGCCUGGACUUUGUGUCUGCUGAUGUCCCUCUGCUGCCUGGUGCUCUCUGCAGUGCUGGGGAUGAGGUUCAGCAGCAGCAAGGUUCUGCUGUGGAUGCACUCGCUGUUCUUCUCCCUGGUGUUCUGCAUCUUCAUCAUCCAGCCAGCCCUGAUAUCUGCAGUGGCAGUGGUGGUCUCCUUCUGGUUCAGGAAUAGAUCAGACUUUCAUACUUCCUCCAGUAUAAGAGAGUGUGAGAACCUGCAGAGCCACCAUGCUGCCUUUCCUCAGGACAGAAGCUCUUACCUUGAACAGCUGCUUGGAGCUCGGCAGCGAGUCAGGUUUCUCCGUCUCGUGCGCCCGCCGACUCCAGCAGAGCUGAGGAAAACCAGAGGGAAGAAACGAAGAGAGAAACUGAUCCAGAACACUCUCAGGGAUCUGUCCGUCUGUGGCUCCAUGCUUCUCCUGAUGCUCUGCAUAAGUUAUGGCGGCUCAUUCACUGAUCAUUACCAACUCAAUGAAGCUGUCAGAAAACAGUUCACAAGGGGCCAUGAUAAUGCAUUCAUGUCCAUUCAAAAGCAUGAGGACUGGUGGCUGUGGGCGCAGAAGAAUCUCCUUCAUUCACUCUACAAGAAUUCAUCAUCCACUGUGCAGUCACACACCUUGAUUGGAGAGCCAAUCCUGUGGAGGGAGGAGUCAAGUGCUUUUCAACGCAAGGUCUCCAGUGUGACUCUCGUACCAGAGAGUCUUCUCUCUUUCUGGUCUGGGAGCAGAUCCUCUCACAAACAAACCAAAGACUCGGUGCCUCCAGGGACGUUUGGUCAGAGUGCUUCAGUCGGCUUAGGCCACACAAAGUCUGCUGCUGCGUCCAAACUGAAGCUCCUGCAGUCAGACGGCUGGCUGGACGGACAUACGGUCUCUCUCCACUUCACCUUGUUCAGCCCUGCACCAAACCUGUUCACCAGUGUGACCCUGCACACUGAGCAGAGCCCCCCCGCUGGCCUACUGCCCUCUGCCAGGGUCCAGUCAGUGGGGGGCUGUCACUCUCCUGCUGUGGGGGAAUAUGGUGUCAUGGUGUGCCAGCUCCUCUUCCUCGUCCUGUCUCUGCUGCAACUCUGUCGUCAAGUGUACGCUGUAGGGGAGCAAGGGCUGAUGGGAUACUGGAGGACUCCCUGCAACUGGCUGGAAGUCAGUUUGCUGACUGUGUAUUUAGUGUACUAUAUGUAUUACAUCUAUCGCUCCGUUAUCGUCCUGGAGGUUGUGGAGCUGCUGCACAAACACAGCUACAGAGGGCAUGUGGAUGUCAGCCUCCUGGCAACAUGGGAACAAUGUAUUCGAUCUCUGCGUGGCAUUACGCUCUUCCUCCUCACCAUGAAGUGUGUCACCGUGCUGAGAGUGAACUCCUCCGACUCACUCCUCACCCGCUCACUCUGCAGCCUCCUCUGGCCAACGAUUUCCUGUGUUAUCCUGAUGGUGGCGCUGUCCUGCGCGGGGAACAUCCUCUUCGUGCAAAGCUCCUCGUCUUUCAGCUCACUUCCCCGCUCCUUUCGGACGCUGCUCCGUCACUGCUGGGGUCUCCGGGCCCUCAGGGGCCUCCACCGCUCUGAGAGGGAUCUCCUUUACCGUGGACUCCUCUUUCUGUCCUCUGGGCUUCGGACAGCAGUGGUGAUAGGGGUGAUGUCCUCAUUAGUCAGAAGAGCCAAAAGAUCUGGAGGCAGGGGGAAUGUGCUGACCAUGGCAGAAUUAUCCCGCUACAUCAGGAGGAAGAUCUCUGAGGUCACCUGCCAGCGAAGACAAGCAUGGACUGAACAUCGUGUGGAGGGAAAGACGUAUUACUUUGAGGAGUUUGAAAGCUUAUUAGAUGAGCUUUUGUUCAGACUGAGCGCCCUCUCCAACAGUCUGCACCAAACUCUGCCCUCCAAAGCUCAUCGCUACCGAAAGGACAGUCCUGCCCUCUCACACACAAAGCGGAUCAACAUGCACGCACAGGACUUUGUAAGAACACAAGAAGAAACCCUACCUGCAUCUCACCUGCUCAGGUCCGAGCUUGAACUGAAGGACAUGCCGUUUCUGCAGCAGAGAAACCAAAGGGGAGGCUGUCCCUUCUCUGACGUUGUUGUGGGAUUGGAUAAUUCACAACAACCAGGAACAAGAGCCGGAGAAAACCCAAAAGACCAAGAGCUCCAGACUUAUUUAAAGACACAGAACUACCCGUCCCGCCCAGAUGAUGCAUGUAUCAUCAGGGUUUGGACCGAAGAUGUUCUGGAGAAGCAAAGUGAGCCAUGGACAGUAAUCAAUGAUACAACUCAGGCCCCACAGACUGAGAUGGUGGUGGAGGUGCUGGUCCACGAGGAGCCUGGAAGUGUAGAGCCAGAUCAAUAAGUGAUGGAGAUGUGGCUGAAAAUCUGCAAGUAUUACAAGACAACAAGAUCUACAAGGUCUGUAUUUUCUGUUCUGUUAAGAUUAACAACUGUAUGUGUAAGCAUGUAUUUUAUUUAAUGCAUCACAUUUGCCUAUAUCUGUUUUUAAAAGCAUUUUGACAAGCAAGUAAUUCUUGUCUAACUAGAUAUAGAAUAACUUAAGAGCUAUUUUUAUACUUGUUUUUAUUCAAAUGUCAAAAAUAAUAAACCAAUAUAUAUAAAUAAAUAUAUA